UUGUUUUUGGGAGUGUUUUGUUGUUUUUUCUUGAGACUUUGUGUAAGAAUUUGGUGUUGCGUUUUCACGGCAUGAGGUGUAUCGAUAGGUGAGACGACCUGUGGCGCUUGCGUAAAUCAAUGUGCGCCGUCCGGUAUCUUCAACACCCGGACGGCGUCAUCAGCGGAACCGACGCUGCCGCCAGUGUCGAAAAGCAGCGUCGUGAAGCGUCAUCGUUUCGCUACUUUUGCCCCAGGUCGUUCUGCAUUUCAGAUUGCGAUGGCGUCGAAAUGAGCUCCAUAAAAAAAUGAUAUGAUUUAGAUAAUAGAAAUUUUACCACUGACAAUCGAUUUAAUGUAUCUAAUAGUUUAUUGUUGAAAUAAUAAGUGUGCUUAGUCGUUAAAAUCAUGAAGAAUAACGAUGAGACAAUUCUCGAAAUUCUUCAAGGACACAAAACUUCUAAAUGGCCGGCUGCAAAACUCGUUAAAAUUUUCAUUGCCAGCACUAAAGCAGAUUUUGUUGAAGAGCGACGUCUUUUACUUGAAUAUGUUGGUCCAGAACUUCAAACGGUAUUCGAUGAACAAAAGAUUGAGGUCGAACUAGUUGACAUGUUUUUCGGAGCGUCGGAAAAGGAUACCUUCGACGCUAAAUUAUUCGAGGAUCAUUUAAACGAAAUAAGAAUGUGCCAUAAAUUAUCACGGGGAUGUUUCUUUUUGAGUUUGGUUGGAAAUAAAUACGAACCUUUUAUAGUUCCUCCUCGUUUGAAAUCGGAAAAUUUUGAAGCCUUACUCGAUAAAGUAGGAGAAUUGGGGCUCAAUUGUGAUAUAUUAGAAAACUGGUACUUCAAGGAAGGAAACGAAUAUAUAUUAAAAGACUGCAGAUUCUCAACUUUAGAAGAAUGGAGAGCUAUAUCAGAAGAAAUAAUCACUAUAAUUCAUGAAUGUAUGCAAAGUAUGCCUGCAACAACAAAGAAAAAAUUUAGCUCGUAUUUAAAAUCAGUUGUCGAACAACAAUUUAAUUUUGCUUUAGGCUUGGCACCCGGCACUGCUCAUCACGUAUUAAACGUUUUUAGAGAAUGGGACGUACCUGAAGAGACUGAACAAUUUCAUCAGGAAAAUUCUAGCCAUGUUAAUAAAACUAUAGAAAAUUAUUGUCGCGAACAAAUAAAGUUGUUUCAUUCAAAUAUAAGGUUACUUAUUCCAGAAGAAAAUAAUCUUAAUUUCAAAGUGCCUUGGAAACCUGGGGGAAUAAAUACGAUACAUGCAGAACACGAAGCAUAUCUAAACGAAUUUAAAAGUCGUGUUUUAAAUAAAUUAAAAGAAUUAAUUAGAAAAAGUUUGGACGAUGAACCGGAAUUGAAAUCUAAAAAGAAGAUCGUCGAGGAGAACUUUCAAGAAAAUAUAACUCACUUAACUCUUUGUUAUGACGAUAUCAAAAUAGAUUUUUCCAAUUCGGAAAUCUUGGAACGAGUUAAACAGAUAGUACAAAACACUACAAAUGUUAGACAUAAUCCAAUUUUGAUAUACGGCAACCCUGGUUCGGGAAAAACCUCGCUUAUACAAACAAUAUACAGAAACUUCGAAAAGUGGUUUACAUGCAGAACUCUUAGAAUAAUAAGGUUUACUUCAACGACCCCUCGAUCUUCAUAUAUUUUAGAGCUGUUAAGAGUCAUAUGCCAACAAAUUUGCAUAGCAUUAAAGCUUCCAGAAGGUUUCUUACCAAAAGACGCUUCCUUCGACCCUUUGUAUAUUAACAACUGGUUUCAAAGUUUACUCAGAAAUUUCGAGGAUAUGAAUCAAAUCCUUGUUAUAUUUAUCGACGAUUUACAUUUACUCAAUCCGUUAGACGCCGACGCUGUUAAUGCCCUCAGCUGGAUACCAAUAACUCUACCCAAAAGAGUCCACAUGAUAUGCACAACUUCCACAGAACUGGACAAACUCAGAAUGACACCGGUACAAAAAGAAAAAUUUAAAAAUUCAGACUCAUACCUCGAAAUACCCGCAGUUGACGCAUUCGACGAUUACGUGAAUACGAUAUUUGACAGUUUGGAGGAAUCUUUUACGAAAAACGCCGUUGCGAAGAUAUCCUCGUUGAUAACUUGUUCGGAGUACGGUCUAACAGAGACUGAACUUUUGGAAAUUUUAAUGCCGACGAGUAAUAGCGAGGCUGUAAUUCAUGUCGAAGACGGUAAUUUUAAUUUUUCUUCCCUGUGCUCGAUCCGGCGAAAGUUCGAACCUCUCCUUAGGGAGAAAAUAAUGAGUGGAAAAUUACUGAUCGAAUGGAGUCACGUGACGAUUAAAGAGAUUGUGCGGAAACGUUAUCUCCACAAUCAGGAAACUUUAAGAAGCACACAUUCGGAAUUAGCUAACUUAUUUUUCUACGAGUUUUGCAGCGAUGAAAGCUGCGACGAAGAGGACGAAGAAGGGGAGCCAGCACCGCUUUUAUCCGAAAUUAGGGAAACUCCAUUUCAAUCGACGGUUUAUAAAGACGUUACAUAUAGUCAAAGACAUAUCGAGGAAGCUUGGAUCCAUCUUUUGCUCGCUGGUGACACAAUUAAACUAAAAACUUUGUGUAUGUGCAAUUACGACUUCCUUCUUGCCGCUUUGCAAACAUUUUCGGUUAGCUACUUGCGAUGCUUGCUGGAGCAUGUCCGAUGUUAUCUUCUUGAUAGAGAGAUCGAAUUGGUUUACUAUUCAAUUAGAAAGUCCACGGAUGUGUUAACUCGGGAUACUUAUCAAUUAGGCACUCAGCUUAUCUCUUGGUUAAGGCCAGUCAUAGAACGCGGUGGUGGUUUGAUGAGUUCUCUGGUUACUUCUGCCAUGGCUUGGUGCGAUGGUUUCACUUUACCUCUCGUCGUUCCAUUAACAGACUGGCUGCAACCACCUCUUCCACAACAAUCCCGCGUAAUUAACACUCCGAGUGUGCGACUUAUCGAGCCUACUCCUUCCGGACAACAUGUUGUUUGUGUAGUCGAUUCCGAGCCUCAGCUUUGGCACAUAAUGAGCAACCAAUUAGUGCACACCUUUAAAGGUCAUACGGGGAAAAUAAUUUGUAUGGCUGUGACCAAACAUUCCCAGUUCUUGUUUACCGGUUCGGAUGAUUUAAGUAUAAUCGUUUGGGAUUUGAAAUCAUUCAGUAUUAAAUUACGAAUUCAUGAGCACAUCGCACCGGUUUUGUGCAUAACCGGUGCUCUAAAUAAUUCGGUCAUUAUCAGCGGGGGAGAGGACAGUAGUAUCAUUAUAACUUCUCUAACAGAUGGACACGUCGUCAUGAAAAUAGACCACCAUCGAGGCCCCGUAACUUCCGUCAAAGUCACUUCAACGGGUGACAUUUUAGUUUCUGGAAGUCAUGAUGGAAGAGUCUGUUUGUGGUCUUUGGAAACUUACACUUUGCUUAAUACGAUUACGUUACAAUCUCCGAUACAAAUGAUCGAAGUUUCGGCCGAUUCGGUCUUUCUAUUAGCUUGUUGUAGGGACAACAAUCUGUAUUUACGCACAUUGGCGACGGGAACCGAACUCCAUAGUUUAGUUGAGCAUAAAACAAAGGUCAGAUCAAUUUGUCUUACUCAAGACAGCUGUAGAGCUGUCAUUGGUGGUGCAGACGGAAAAGUUUACAUUUACGAUAUUCAUAGUGCCAAAUUAAUUAAAUGUUUUACGGGACAGAACGGUGAAAUUAGCGCCGUUCGGGUUACUGAUAAAGAUGAUUUUCUUUUAACUGCCGGUGGAAAUCGUGUUAUAUUUUAUCCGUUUCGAAGCGACGAUCACAUUAAAAGUUUUUCAAAGAUGAAAAAGAAGUCGCAACAUCAUCUACAAGCCCAUGGUGGCUUUUUAACUUGUUUGGAUAUUUCACGAGACGGCCAAUUAUCUGUGACUGGUGCAUUGGACCAUAUUGUAAAUGUCUGGCAGCUUAAUAGUCAAGAGUUAGUAUUGACUCUGAAGGGACAUUUAGGUCCCAUCACGGCGGUUAGUUUUGCUGCAAAUGGAUUAUUUGUAGCGUCUGGUUCUGAAGAUAAAACAGUCAAAGUUUGGGGUCUAACUCUCGGUACAUUAGUCUCAACGUUUACGGGUCACCAAGCUGCCGUUUCGACAGUAUUUGUUAUGAUGGAUUCGACUCGGAUAAUCUCGAGUGACAGAAACGACACUUUAUGCAUUUGGCUAGCAGAUAACGGAAAUCUUUUACAAACAUAUCCUGGUCCUAGUAAAUGUGUUAGAGUUACAAAUAACAUGAAGUACUCAAUAGCAACAAAUGGAGACAUCUCGCUGAAAAUUUGGUCUUUAGUUAAAGACGACGAAAAAUAUAACGUCAACCAUUCCGAAGAAAUAACAUGCUUUGUUCUAACAAUAGACUCUCAACACAUUAUCACAGGGUCUAGGGAUAUGUCAUUGAAAGUUUGGCAAGUCGUUGGAGGGAAACUCUCUCAAGUAUUAAUCGGCCACACCGACUCUGUAACUUGCGUGGCAGUUUCAGUUUCGGAUAAAAGUCAAGUGAUUUCGGGAUCGUGCGAUAAUAACCUUAUAGUAUGGGAUAUAAACACCGGAGCUGAUUUAUACACACUUUCCGCACACUUAAGUUACGUUACUUGCGUUAAAUUAUCCGGGGAUGGAACAAUAGCGAUCUCAGGAUCCGACGACAAAAGUAUAAUCAUUUGGGACACAAAAAGAGGCUUACAACUAACGUCGCUCCAAUUGCAUUACCCGAUCAUAAGCAUCGAACCCACAUCAGACUUUUCCCGAAUAUCAGUCCUAUUGAAAGAUACUAACUUCAUGCCAAUUAUUUGCUUACACAACACACCGGCAAAGUACGUCAAACUCCCAACUUAUUGCGCACCCGACAAGGAUAUAAUAGAAAAUCCCAAACCGGCUCCGAAACGACAAAUGAAGAGAUUAUUAAAGAAGGAAGUUUCUUUAGAUACGUACACUUGGCAAAAGAAAUAUGCUCAUCUCACCUCGAAUUUAGUAAUACCAGCUGUCGAUGAGCGAUUCAAACGCCGAUUUUCGGUAUCCGCGAGUAUGGAAGAAAUCUCGAAAAUCCCACAAAUUAAAGACUCUCAGGGUGGCUUGGGAGCGAAACAAGCUUCUCUAGCGCAAUCUCAGCAUUUUGAUCAAUUGGAAGCUUUGUGGAAUAAACGUUCGCCACCGCGACGUAGACUUCAUCAGUCCUUAUCCAAACAAUCAUCUUUGGCGGAAUCACAUCUCGAUUCGUCGGAUGAAGAUGGACAUCUCGAAGACGGUAAAUAUGUCACGUAAUUUGUUUUUAGCAAAAAUCAUUUAAAAAAGUCAAAAAAAUAUAUGUCGUAUUAGGUCAAACCUUCCCGCAAAUGGAUGUUGUAAUAUGUAGUACUUCCACGAAAUGUUAAACCUAUAUACUAUAUAGAAUAAAAGUAAAAUGCAAAUGAUAAUCUAUUUGACAUAAGUGCUUUCCUUAUGACUGUUUCAAAUUUUUAGACUUUCUAAAAUAUUAUUUUAUAUAAUUGCUAUUUACUCUAGUAAUAAGAAAAAAAAAUCAUAUUAUCAAUUGUACCUUAUUGUUUCUUGUUACUGACUAUUGAAAGCAAUCAUUCCGCACAUUGCAAAAACGUUUGUUGACAUAUUAAUGUUUGUUAUUUUAAAUUUGAGAACUAACUUUACCAGAAAAAAACAACGAAAAUUUUAAUACAAUUGGUCGGUAUACGAAAUUAUUCCGUAUUCGAAAAUGAUGUGCAGUUAUUUUACUUAACAAAAAGUUCUCGAAUUAGACAAAUACUCUAUUUCUACAGUGGAAAUGCCAAUUCUCUUUUUGCGUGAUUUAUUUUAGUCCAUCUGUUAUAUAGCUGAAAAGAAUUCUCAGGACCAAAAAUUUUAUUUAAAUAAUAUAGAUUUUUUAUUAUAAAUUUGUAUUUUUAUAAAAUAACUCAGUUAUUAUAACCCGAUUAAAAUAAAAACUCUGGCAUAACAAACAAGUAACGACGCUCAAUAAAUAAAAUAGUUCACAUUUUAGCGUACAGGUGUACCUAUGUAUAAUUUGAAAAGUCAAACGUAAUAAAAAUGUCAAAAGUGUCAUUUUUAUUGCGCUUGAUUUGAUGUUUCUUCCGACACGCUUACUCUUCAGUGUUCAUAUUUUAAAUGUAUUCGUCUCUAUUCAGAUUACUCUCUAUUGCUGUUUACUGAAUUAUGUGAUCUUACGUAUAAACGAUAAAUUGUUACGUUUGUUUGUUGUACUUAUUUCAAUGUUAGUCAUUGUUACCUAAAGCAAUUCUAAAUCUCGCUACCUAAGCAAUAAUGUAACUUAUUAAAAAAACCACCGUUUAGAAAAAUACAAAUCACAAAUAUAUAAAAUGCUAUGUUAAUAUGUGUAAUGAAUUAGAAAAAUGAGUCGAAAAUAAAACUUUGA
This is a messenger RNA of Tribolium madens (black flour beetle), 6348 nucleotides long. Its product is annotated as NACHT domain- and WD repeat-containing protein 1. NCBI's taxonomy places the organism in Eukaryota, Metazoa, Arthropoda, Insecta, Coleoptera, Tenebrionidae. The transcript has 23 exons. Bases 387 to 5225 code for a protein of 1612 amino acids. The record is from RefSeq and is a predicted model, not a curated record. Gene Ontology annotation, molecular function: protein binding; ATP hydrolysis activity.